UGUCUGAUGUGACUAUUUUGAAUUUACAUGAUAGUUGGGGGAAUGAAUUUGCGUGAAUCCGGUGUCCCAUUUACGUGAAUGCAACACAACUUUGCAACCCGGGUAAAAUCAAAUGUGCCUUCGCGUAACACAACAACAGGAUGGCUAAAACUCUCCGCGGUGUUCGUCCGUCGAAAUAAAUAAAUACCAACUACAACUACAUGCUAAUGCUAGUAGCUAAUACUUACUUAAGCUAACCUCCUUCUUAACUGAACGUCUGUACGCAAGAUUUCAAACAACCUUGGCUUCACAUGAACAUGGGCAGCUACAGUGACUCCACCAGCGACCUAGACGAGGAGUUGCCUGUGUUUGACUUCCUGAGCCAAACCUCAAAGCGACUCGCAGAGAAACCAGACUUGGUCGACCUGGAUGCAGACGCAGCCGUCUCCUCCUCGGUGAAGGGUACUGCGGGAACAUGUACGGGAAGGACUGAUGUAAUGAUGAUCAGCAGCGAUUCUGAUGACGGUGCACCGUAUGUCCCUCUGGCGCAGAGACUCAAACAGAGACGAGACAAUGUGAUUAGUGCCUCCUCCGCCAUCACUAAUGGGAAAGAUGCUGCGCCGCAUUCGCCAUCCAAUCUGGACGGUUUACAGCCCUCCUGCCAGAAUGGGAUUCCAGAGUCAGAGCCCCCGCUCAGCUGCCAUCGGAUGAGGACAGUGAGCCGUGGGGCCUCAGUUGGCCCAGAGGAGGUGGCGGCUCUCCCUCAGCGAUGGCUGCCUCCACAGCCUUUCUCCAGUGUAGAGAGCAGUGACACUUUCCCUGCCAAGAGGAAACCUGCCAAGCGGACGAUGGAGGAGAUCCAGGCCUCCAGGGAAGAGGCUCUGAGGAGAAGGCAGGCCAGGGAGCGACAGCAGAGGGACAAGGAGGUGCUCAGGCUGGAACAAGAGAGACAGAAAGCAGAGAGGAAAGCUCUGGCAGAGGCUGCCAAGGCCCUGAGGCCGGAGGAGUGUAUCAAACACAUGGUGGUGGCUGUAGACCCAGCUCUCUUACAGCUGGAAGGAGGCGGGACUCUGCUGGCGUCGGUGCAGGCUCUGGGCUGCAGCUGUGCAAUAGAGAAACAACCACUUCCACGCAGUGUCAGCUGGAUGAGGAGGGCUCCCUGUGCACAGUCAGAUGAUGUCGUGUCUGUACCAGAGGCUCAUGUUGUGAUGCAGAUGACGGUCGAUGACUUCAUCACUUUGAUCCACAGCUACAUUCAGGAAGAGAGGCACGACAGGUCAGACUCUGGUCCCACGCUGACGUCCUGGAUGCAGCAGCAGCAGAACCAUCACCCUGGGAAGGUUCUCAGCCUGGUGGUCAUCGACAUGGAGAAAUACUUGAGAUCGCAGAAGUCACAAAGCCAGAAGAGGUUUCGAGAGGCCGUCGCCAAUGAGGAGCGGGGAGGAGGAAAAGCGAGGAAGAGGAGGAAGAACGGUGGAGCCGAGGCGCUGCCUGAAGUGUCACGAGUUGAAGUAGAAGAGGCAGUGGUGCAUCUCCAGCUACACACGGGGGUCUCGGUCCGCUUCUUGACGACCUGGAAGGACUUUUCAGAUCACAUCACCAUGACAACCAAAGCGAUUGCAGAGGCGCCUUUCAAGCGGGAGAGGGAACAGACGGGCUUCUCCUUCUACCUGGAGAGUGAGUGGGCGGGGGGGCAGCGGGUGGAUAAAGCCGGUAAGGGUCUGCUGCAGGUGUGGAAGAGACAGAUCCAGCAGUUCAACAGAGUCAGUCCAGACAUGGCGUCGGCCAUCCUGGCAGCGUACCCGUCCCCUCAGCUGCUCAGGAAGGCGUACAGUCUGUGCAAGUCCGACCGCGAGAAGACGUCGCUGCUGUCUGACCUCCUGAUCCGCAGAGGAGAGGGCGUGACCUCCACCACUCGCCGGGUCGGUCCAGAACUUUCCAAACGCCUCUUCCUCCUGAUGAACGCCUGCGAUCCCGAGCAGACGCUGGACUCCACCGUCUAAACUGAGAAACGGUGACAAAGAAGCUGCUGCUGCUUCUGAAACAGUUGCCUUGGUUACCAAUGUUGGUGUGUUGGCUUUCCAAGAUGGCGCUCGGAUUGAUGACACUACAUCUUGGAGGUGGACCCCCGGAGGAGCCUGUUGUCUCAUUGAGGCAUAGCGGUCCGAGCUGGAGGGGAAGCACAGGAUGUUCGGCCUGACUGUUGCCAAGGUGAUCCAGAGGAUCUCCUGGGAGGAGUGGAGGCUCCACUGUUGGAGGACGACACAUGGGGCAGAGGAGACGUCCUCCUCAUCCAGGAUCUCCACGUCACCCUGGACGACUCUUUGCUGGAUUCUCUCUGCAUCCAGGACACAUGGAGACACAUGGGACGCCUCACCUGCAUUCAGGACCCAGCAGGUGCAGCUGUACAGAGACUGGUAGACUGACAGAGGGCGGAGUCAGCCUUGGUCCAGGUGGGACAAGAACAGACCUUUAACUUCAAUGUCCUGGAGGAGCAGCCUGGGCUCCAGACGAUGAACAGCAUGACCCCUCAUCCAGUGCUGUUGGUCCUCCCCUCGCUCCAGCACCACUCCCCUCUUCUGUUCCUCCACCUCCUCUGCCUGGACUACCUGUACCCAGGACCAGAGCCUACAGGAAGAGGAAGGUGACCUGAAGCUGCUGUGGCAGAGCGGGGGUCGCUGCCUGGAGGAAAAACCCUCCGGCUGCCAACGUCAUACAUCUGCAGCAGGUGUGUCCAACCCAGAAGGAUUGACACUGACCUCACUCACAUUGCAGGUGAGUCACACUGUGACUGAUGGUGGAAAGACUGUGGAGGAGUGGAGGGAAGAGAUGAAGAGAAGACAGGACAACGUUUUCUAUAUUCAUUUAUAACUUUUUUUUUUUUAAAGUAUAUUUUUUGGCCUUCUAUGCCUUUAUUCGAUAGCACACAGUAGAGAGACAGGAAAUGGGGAGGCAGAGAGAAGGGGAAUGACAUGCAGUGAAGGGUCGUCCGAUGCGGGACUCGAACCAGGGCUAACUGCAGCGAGGACUGUAGCUUCUACACAUGGGGCGCCUGCUUAGACCACUACGCCACAGCUGAUGUCUCAUGAUGAUCUCAGUCCAGUGUUCCCUCUGUUUUAGCUCUGUGUUUGGUCUCCACCAGCUCCUGAGGGAAAUCUGUGUCUUUAGCUUCUUAAUGCUCCACUAUGUUCAGCAGCUGCUCUUGGACCGUGUUUCUGCUGUAUACAUAAAUAUAUAUGAAGCUCAGCGUAAGUUCAAUCAGGAAGAUCUUUAUGCCUCAUUCAUUCACAAUUCUCUCUCCCUCUCUCACCCCACUUCUUGUAAUCAACAUCAUCACGUUGCCGCCCUCUUCUGCUGUCAGCUGUCAUUUCACUGAGUAUUGCUGUAAAAACAAGUUAACUGGUUAAAAACCAGAUUUUAAUUGGAGAGUGUCGGCUAAUUGUUUUGUGUAUUUGUAAAUGUAUUCCCAGUGAGUUUCUGUAACAAGUAGUUAUUUGUUGGUCACAUGUCCCGCAUGUUUGUAUUUUGUAAUCUGGAUUAUUUUCCUCCCAGAUCAACAUAGUGGCCAAAUCAAUAAUUAGUCUUGUUCCCAUCACAUUAACAAUCAGCUUUAGCCUUCAAACCAGCUUUCUGAUGGUCUGUGUGAACAGGGAUGGAGUCAAAUUGACUAUUAAUACACACACUGAAAAACCUCCGACCAAAGAUUAGCUCUGAUUUAGGACUGUUAUUAUUAAAAAUGAGCUGAGCUGACCACCAGAGAUUCUGACGUGUUAUAGAAACAGUCAGAGAGGAAGAGGCAACCUGUGCAGCUUUGGAGGCCACGACGGCCCCUGAGUCCUCUCUUGUCUAUUCACAGCCCAUCCUACCUCCAUCCACCCAGGGACACGACUCCACAGCCUCUUCCUCCUCUCAUCCCUCUCUAUUUCCUGUUUUCAUCUCGGCCUCAGCUCCCCACAGACAAGAGGAAGAAAAUGAAAGUAGGUAAAGGUGCUCUCUGCCUCCCGCUCUCCCCGCCUGCAUAUUUCAUUGGAUUUAUUCUAGUUGUCUGGCCUCGUCUGUCCCUGUCCUACUGCUGCUGCUGUUGCCCGAGAGUCACGCGUGGCCCGUACCCACACGUGCAAACGCUGUAACCACGCACGCACUUUGACACACUUGCAUGUCAUGGCCAUAUGCCACUGUCUGAUGCGUACAUAUAUUUCUCCACAUGCAUUUUCAGUCUCCUUCACUCUUUGACUCUCUUUUGGGAAAAUACCUUUAGAGUAGCAAGUAGUGAAUAAUUCUCUUUGUGCAACACGAGGCUCUUCGCUCCCAGAAAGGUUAAAGAAACUUCUCUCUGAAACCUGUUCCCUGGAGCCCUCAGACUCUCAAUGAAAGAAUUUACAUCCUAUCACUGCACCUCCUCAUAAAAGUGGAGCUUGCAGACCAGUAUGUAUGAAGCGAGGUUGUGUCGUCUGGGCCUGUGUGAGAGUUAUCUCAAAAUAUCUGACAGAGGUGAAGCCGAAACCUGCUCUAAUCAGUGUUUUUGACAGUAAUGAGAGACGGUCACUCGUAGUGGUGCUACUCGGCCUUUUCGCCUCUCUAGGGUCAUUGUCAAAACCAGCCGUCAGGACUUCUGGAACUUUGUGAUGUCACAACAAAGCAGUCACCAAGCCCCGCCCACCUGGACCCAACAUCCAAACCUUGCAGGAUUUGGUUUCUCUGAGUGUUUUUACCUGAACUCUGCUAUAUUUUUAUUGGAUCACUCAGAAAACAGU
Molecule: messenger RNA, 4733 nt
Organism: Seriola aureovittata
Lineage: Eukaryota; Metazoa; Chordata; Actinopteri; Carangiformes; Carangidae
Gene: eme1
Product: essential meiotic structure-specific endonuclease 1
Exons: 10
Coding region: 291-1982 (563 amino acids)
Biological process (GO): mitotic intra-S DNA damage checkpoint signaling; resolution of meiotic recombination intermediates; double-strand break repair
Cellular component (GO): Holliday junction resolvase complex; nucleus
Molecular function (GO): DNA binding; nuclease activity
Source: RefSeq, a predicted model, not a curated record